Dioscorea cayenensis subsp. rotundata (Guinea yam) is the source of this 710-nucleotide messenger RNA. RefSeq lists its product as uncharacterized. NCBI's taxonomy places the organism in Eukaryota, Viridiplantae, Streptophyta, Magnoliopsida, Dioscoreales, Dioscoreaceae. The record is from RefSeq and is a predicted model, not a curated record. The transcript has 2 exons. The coding region runs from base 288 to 689 and encodes 133 amino acids.
AGCACCAAAUCCAAGCCAUCAAAACAAAGGGAAACAUUUUAAUAACCAAGUUUGUCCCAGCAAACAGGUGUGGUGAUCCAGUCCAAUCAGAUACUACAACCCAAAACCCAAAACCCAAAACCAAACCCACCCCCUCAACGUCCAUAUCAAGGCAAGCCAACUGUCCAAGCUCUCUCCUUCACACCUGCCAUCAACUCUCACCGUACUUGGCUCUCACUUCAUCACCAUCUUUCCCAACAUCAUCACCAUCCUUCACAUCAAAUGAACCUCUUGAAGAAGCAAAAGCCAUGGCUGCUUCUGAGGAGUUUCAAGAAGAUGAGGUAUGGUCUGCAGUCAAAGAAGUGAGUCCAAAGAGUAGUACUAGUAGUAAAGCUAGUAGUAACACUAGUAACAAUGUUGUUGUUGUUGUUCAAAGAGUUUCUCAUCAGUCUGCUCCUGUGAACAUCCCUUAUCAUUUGGCCAAAGUUAAUGAUGAUGUGGUUAAUAAGAAUGAAGAUGAUGAUGAUGAUGAUGAUGAUGAGGAGGAGGAUUCUGAGAAGGUGCCUCCUCAUGAAUGGCUUGCUAAGAAGCUUGCAAGGUCUCAGAUUUCUUCUUUCUCUGUUUGUGAAGGUGCUGGCAGGACUUUGAAAGGCAGAGAUUUGAGCAGGGUCAGGAAUGCUGUUCUCACUAGAACUGGUUUCCUGGAAUGAAAAAAAUUUUCAGAGAGUGCU